Messenger RNA from Heterobasidion irregulare TC 32-1, 1137 nucleotides. RefSeq lists its product as uncharacterized. Bases 1 to 1137 code for a protein of 378 amino acids. NCBI's taxonomy places the organism in Eukaryota, Fungi, Basidiomycota, Agaricomycetes, Russulales, Bondarzewiaceae. The record is from RefSeq and is a predicted model, not a curated record. The transcript has 6 exons.
AUGCCUUUUAAUUUCUUCACCGUCAUACCCAUCAUCAAAAAAUGGCGCGCUAUGGCGGCCAGUCGUAGCGAAGCGACCAGCGGGACGCUCGCAAACGUCGGGAUAGCUGUGAAGAAUAAUCUCCUGGAGGGGAUGCAAGGCCUCCUGCGCGCUCUCAACACCUUGAAGGUGCUCCACCCUUUCAUCGGACCCCUCGUUCUCGCGUUUCAAGCCGCGCAGGCACUUGUCGCAACGAUCCAAGCGAACGAGCACAAGGUCCUCGAGCUGUGCAUAUCUAUGAGGGACCUGAUGACGGUGGUCCUGAGCCUGAAAGACGCCCCGAAGCACCAACUGCUGAUCUGGGACCAGCUCAAGGCCCGCUGCGCCGACGCAGCGGCCGACAUGGACAGCUGUGUCUUAGCCUGCCGCGAAUACACCAGCUGCAUCUUCCUCGCGAAGGUCUUCCGCGCGCUCGAGUGGGACAGGCGCUUAGGCCGCUUCCUUAGCCUAUUCCAGGACCACCGCGCGACGCUCUCGGUCUUGCUGCUCGGCCACAUGGCGCACGGCAUCGACGGCCUGCAUGAAAAGGUGGACGGGCUCGCGGAGGCGCUGGCGGAGGCGCUGAGACAUUCUGCAGAAGAAUUCAAGAGGCUCCAGGAUAUCAUCGAUCGGAAGGGGCGGGAGUCGUUCCUCCACGAUGACGAAGCGCUCCGCGAGCUGCACGCCCAGGCGACGAGACUCGCACCGCCCGAGUCGAGGGCGGCCGAGGCUGCGAUGAGCGUCGAGCAGCUGAAGGCAUCCCUUUUCGCCGAUGCGGAGCGCCCCGUCGGAGAGGCGGGUCCAACACCGUCCGCACCGGUUCUCCCGACCCCGCUCGAUCAACGCUCCGAAGUGACACACCUCCCGGCUUUCCAGGACGCCCAGGAGCACAGCGAGGAACAAAGCCCCCCCCACAUCGACCUGCGCGCAAAGGGAGUGACUAUGGUAGGCACGCUGUCCUUCUGCCACGUAUCCCUCGCCGGACAUCAGGCGGUGGAUGCAGCCCCCGCCCGAAUGUCUGCGGGGCAGGACGCGCUGCAUACUCAUGGUGCCCCCCGGAGGCGGAAGCCCGAGUGCGACUGGAGGUGCGGCCGCCCUGGUGCGCCGACGCCAGCCUGA